UAUUUCACAGAUGAGUAGACAACUUGUCCGUCUUAUUUGAUGAUACCUCUACAGUUUACAAGGGAGAUAGACAUAUGCAUAUAUGAGUAAUAUUUGUGAUGUCCGUAUAUACUCCAAUAUAUAUAUUUUUUAUGUGAUGAUCAGAUGGGAUGGGAGACACUUGUCACUCAUCCAAUGCUCCUCUUUGGUUAUAAAUAUAGAGAGUUACUUUCACUCUUGCUCACAUUUGUUGGAGCUCUUGGUGAAGUGAGACUUGGAGUUUUAGAAGGAGGCUUUCAAGAGGUAGGAUUGGCCUUCCAUUUAGUUGGGUGUGUGGGCAGGCGCCAGGGAGAGUUGAUCAAGUUCUUCGAAUUGCGGAGGAGGAGCGCUAUUGGAACGUUCUAUUGUCUGAUUCUUCUCUUCGAGACAGCACUUUGUGGGAUCACGUUCCCCGUCAACCCGAAGAUCGAUUCAUGGCCCAAUCUUCUUUCACUCUUCCUCUGGCUGGUGACGGUGCUAUGGAACGUUUACGCUCACGCAAACAGAAGACGAGUCUUGGGACAUACCCCAGUACAUUGCUGA
This is a messenger RNA of Cannabis sativa, 561 nucleotides long. RefSeq lists its product as uncharacterized. The transcript has 3 exons. Bases 145 to 561 code for a protein of 138 amino acids. Lineage: Eukaryota; Viridiplantae; Streptophyta; Magnoliopsida; Rosales; Cannabaceae. The record is from RefSeq and is a predicted model, not a curated record.